ACAAUAUGUAGACAGCUGACUUUGCUUGACAGCAUGCAAUGCGUUGACAGAUGGUGAGCCGAUCAUUUAACAAUUGUAUAAUUCAACGUCCCAUUUCGGGUUCCGGGUUUUGACAUCACUGACUCAAGUGUCAGAGUGUCACAGAGAUUGGAAGUCAUGUCUAUCAAUAUAGAUAUAAAAUUAAAACGUGCGAGCAAAAUAUAUUAUGAGGGGGAAGUAGUUGCUGGUCUGAUAUUGUUAAAAAACAAUUCAGAUGUGAAGCACGAUGGCAUAUUUCUCACCAUGGAAGGCUCAGUGAAUUUGCAGCUUAGCUCAAAGAAUGUCGGUAUAUUCGAGGCAUUUUAUAAUUCAGUUAAGCCCAUACAGUUGGUACAAUAUACAUUAGAUGUUGCUCCAUCUGGAAAGAUUCCAAGUGGCAAAACAGAAAUACCGUUUGAAUUACCAUUAAAACCAAGAGGAAGUAAAUCUCUUUAUGAAACAUAUCACGGUGUUUUUGUAAAUAUACAAUACUUGAUACGCUGUGAUAUAAAGAGAAGUUUUCUUGCAAAAGAUGUGAGCAAGUCACUGGAAUUUAUAGUAGAAGAUAAACCAAACAGCAAAGUAGAAAAAGAACACAGCAAAAUUGUGUUCUUCGAAAUAAUGCCAGAAUCUCUGCAAAAUACUAAAGAUAGAUCUAAUGUGCCAAAGUUUUGCAUUUCUGGAAGAUUGAACUCUCUGUAUUGCAAACUCUCUGAACCUCUGACAGGAGAAGUGGUAAUUGAACACUGCGAGGCUGUUAUAAAGUCCAUAGAAUUACAAUUAGUGAGAGUAGAAACCUGCGGAUGUGCAGAAGGAUACUCUAGAGAUGCGACAGAGAUACAAAAUAUACAAAUUGGCGAAGGCAAUGUUUGCACAAAUCUUGCUAUUCCAAUUUACAUGAUAUUCCCAAGAUUAUUUACAUGUCCUACUUUAAGCACAAGCAACUUCAAAGUUGGUAAGAAUAUUUUUUUGCAUCUAUUUUAUUCUGUUAAAAAAUAUAAACAACAACUUUAUGUAUUCAAUAUUUUUUUCUUUCAGAAUUUGAGGUAAAUCUUAUCAUUUUAUUUGAAGAUGAUUAUUUAGUCACUGAGAACUUUCCUAUUAUACUCUCACGAUAUUAAAAAGUUAUAAAAACAAAUGUUUUUUUAAGAAAUAUUGUAAUAUAUAUGUGCAUGUGCGUGUGUGUGUAUUUGUAUAUAUGCAUAUGUAAAUUUUUUAUAUGAUUUAUAUAAAAUAUUUACUCUCAAUUAUUAUAUGUAUUUAAAAAGAAUGUAUAUAAAAGAUAACAUUUUUCAUAUA
Molecule: messenger RNA, 1317 nt
Organism: Cataglyphis hispanica
Lineage: Eukaryota; Metazoa; Arthropoda; Insecta; Hymenoptera; Formicidae
Product: vacuolar protein sorting-associated protein 26C
Exons: 5
Coding region: 157-1068 (303 amino acids)
Biological process (GO): intracellular protein transport
Cellular component (GO): endosome
Source: RefSeq, a predicted model, not a curated record